AUGUAUAAUGGCGCGGUGACACCACUAAUGCUACCAGCCCCACGAAUCAAUACUGUGGCGGCUGCACCCGAUAAUCAUAAAACCAACGCCAUGAUCAACGCUAUUAUUAUUGAAGACGAAAGACCAGCCCUCGAAAGCCUGGUCAACACCUUAUCAACGAUCGCCGACGAUGUACAGGUUGCCGCCAGGCUGAGCAGUGUACGGGAAAGUAUCGAAUACCUCACUCACCAACCCGCUGCCGAUCUCAUCUUCAGCGACGUUCAACUGGGUGAUGGCCUUUCCUUUGAAAUUUUUAACCAGACAGGCAUCCGCAUACCCGUCAUCUUCAUCACGGGGUAUGAUGAAUUCAUGUUAAACGCUUUUGAAUACAAUGGGAUUGACUACCUGCUAAAACCGGUCGACAGGGAAAGCCUUAAAAAAGCGCUGAACAAAUACCGCAUGCUCGAAAAACACUUUACUAAUCAUAAUUCGAUCACCAACCUCCUGCAAUACAUCGGCAAUCACAAAAAGAAAAGGAUGAUUGUAAAAAAAGGUAAGACGGAAGCAGCCCCACGAUACACCAGUCUUUGA
Molecule: messenger RNA, 570 nt
Organism: Ostertagia ostertagi
Lineage: Eukaryota; Metazoa; Nematoda; Chromadorea; Rhabditida; Trichostrongylidae
Source: the annotation of a GenBank genome assembly